GACAAAAAAGUAGCCCCCUCCGCAAAAAAAAGACACAUUUCAGCAGUCUCUCAAAUUAUUUCAAAUGUGAAGGCACAUUUAUUUUUCGUUUUUGUAUUAUUAUUGUUUGCCUGCGAACGUGUCUUCUGGCUGGAUGGUGAAAACGUGUUCGCACUCUAAUACUAAAACGUCUGCCCAGUUUGCAAAACGAACGAAAACGAAAAAACCGAAACGUUGUCUUAUCACAUUCAAUAACUUUUGGCCCUAACCGCAUUAGCGAAAAAAAUUCACUCACCAAACAGAGAAACGCACACACACACACACAUACAGCAGCAGAGACAUAAGCGCGCGUGCGAGAGGCGGCGGCCUAGCAGCCAAGCAAGGAGCACAAGCAGUAGCGGCAGAAUUUGGCAUUGGCCAAAAUUCGUUUGCUCGUCAGCACCGGCAAAAUUGAGUGGAUUGCCGACUCAGCGAGCAAGGCUUGUGAGAAAAAAACGAAGAUCAGCUAGCGAUAAAAAUCAAGACACACAUCUGGCAAAGGGACGAGACAACCGACAGCGAUGUCGCAGCAUGGCGUGACUGAGGCGCUGGCCGCCGAACUGGCCAAGGCGGUGGACUUGAUACUGCAUCCGAUGACCCUGCAACAGGCACGACUCGAGGCACACAUGGCCUGCGAACGGUUCAAGGACGAGUCACCGAUGUGCGCCCAGGUGGGACUCUACUUGGCUAACUCGGCGACACAAUACAAUCAGCAGGUGCGUCACUUUGGCCUCCAGCUGAUCGAGUAUACCAUUAAAUUCAAAUGGAAUUGCAUCACACACGAGGAGAAGGUGUACAUCAAGGACAAUGCGAUGAAGAUGCUCAACUCGGGCGUUGGUCCCGCCGAGGAUCGCACACUAAUGCAUUUAAAGGACGCCCUCUCGCGCAUCAUUGUCGAGAUGAUCAAGCGCGAGUGGCCCCAACAGUGGAGCGAUUUGUUGCCCGAACUCUCGCUCGCCUGCAACGCUGGCGAGGCACAAACCGAGCUCGUUCUCAUGGUCUUUCUGCGUCUCGUCGAGGAUGUGGCGCUGUUGCAGACCAUCGAAUCGAAUCAGCGACGCAAGGAUAUGUACCAGGCGCUGAACAACAACAUGAACGAUAUCUUUGAGUUCUUUUUGCGACUGAUCGAACAGCAUGUGACGGCAUUUCGUGAGACCACAAGACUGGGCAACUUUCAGCAGGCGAACGCACACAGUCGGGUCGUCGAGAUGGUGCUGCUGACGAUGAGCGGAUUCGUCGAGUGGGUCAGCAUACAACACAUCAUGUCCAGCAAUGGCAAACUGAUGCAUUUCCUCUGCAUACUCCUCAACGACAAAGCAUUCCAGUGCAAUGCCGCCGAGUGUCUCGGCCAGAUCACCAAUCGCAAGGGCCAAACGAAGGAGCGCAAGCCACUGCUGCAUCUGUACGGCGAGGAGCCGCUGCGCUACAUUUACACCGCCAGUCAAAUGCAACCGGAUCUGAGCAGCGCUCAGUCGAUCGAGCAACAGCACACGUUCCUCAAGAAGCUCCUCCAGAUGCUCAAUGGCCUGGUGCAGCAGCUGGUCGCACUCUGGGGCAAGGAGGAGGGCAUCCAGCGACCGGCGCACCUUGAGAUAAUGUUUGAGUGCCUGCUGCUGCUCGUGCAGCAUCCGUCGCUGAGUGUCGCACACGGAGCGGCGCUCAAUUGGCAGCUGCUGCUGAAGCACGAGGGCUGCUCCAAGGACUACCUGAUGGUCAACUACAUUCCCAAGCUGAUCCACACGAUUGCGCCGCGAAUCGUGAAGCUGCCAUAUCCGCAACAGCAACAACAACAGCAGCUGGGCACCACCGAUUACUACAUACAGCUGGAGUACGACAGCGAGGAGGAGUUUGCCGUCUAUUUCUUUCGCUGUCGCACCGACUUCCUCGAGAUCUUUCGCCAGGCGACGCUCGUCCAGCCGCUGGUCACCUACGGCUACUGCGAACAGUGGCUGCAGUCGCGUCUGCGCCUCACACAAGCCUCGCCCGACAACGGCAACUGCAGCGUCCAUGAUCCCAUGUACCUGGAGUGGGAUGCGCUUGUCUGUGUGCUCGAUGGCGUCCUCAGUCGCAUCCUUUUGGUGUCGGAGCGUCCGUCGGUGGCGAAUGGUCUGAGGCUGCUCGGCGAUUGCCUCAAACUGGAGACACAGAAUCCCCUCAUCUAUUCCAUACUGUUGUCCUGCAUCUCGGCGCUGUUCGUCUUCCUCAGCAUGUCCUCCUGCCAGCUGACCUCCAACAACUGCGUUGCCAUGAGCGGAGUGGCGCUCCUUCCGCGCGUCCUCGACAAGAUCUUUCGCGCUCUGGUGCUGAAGCCACCCAACGAACAGGAGCGUGUGCAGCUCAAGGCGGCCAAGAAUUUGCGACGUCAUGCGGCUUCGUUGCUCGUCAAGCUGGCGCACAAAUAUCCGCUGUUGCUGCUCCCGGUGUUCGAGCAGAUCAACACGCACGUCGAGUGCUUGCUCAAGGAUCCCGCUUCGGGUGCGCAGCUGGAUCGCUUGAUGCGCACCACGCUCCAGGAGGCUCUCAUCCUCAUUUCGAACCACUUUGGGGACUUCGAGCGUCAGACGCUCUUCAUCGAGCACAUCGUGCAGCAGAAGCGCAACGAGUGGCUGCACUUUGGGGACGCCUUCAAGUCGCCGCUUCAGUUCAUGCACUACAUUGGACUGGACAAACCCCCCGUGCUGAACAUCGAGAGUGAUCCAUCUGUGGCGCAUCGCAUGCGCAUCCUAGACGCUCUCCACGUUGUCCUCGGUGUGAUCAAGCGCUGCACUUGGCCCGACGAUCCGGAUCGGGCGCAGCGAGGCGGCUUUGUCAUCGGGUGCACCGAUGUCGGUAAUCCCAUUUGCCGCAAUCCCGCCACCAAUCAUGUGGUGCCGUUGCUCUCGCAUGUACUCAGUCUGAUGCGUGUGCUCAACGAACUGUUUCGCCCCGAAGCGUUGGCAGCGCUCUCCGACGGCUAUCGGAAUAUCCACGGCAUGCUCGAGCACGAGAAGAAGCUGCUGAUGGCGAUCUGUGCGGUGCCCGCCGACCCGCUGGACACCACCAUCAAGACCGAGCCGACGGCCUUCGAGAAGAUGCAAUCGUUCAUGUCGCUGGUCACCGAGGGCUGUUACCAUCUGAUGGGGAGCGCGGGUCCCUCGCUCGGUCGGGAUCUGUACCAGCUGGUGGGACUGUCGGAUGCCAUUAUCUCGAAUGUGUUCAGCUGCGUGGACAUCAUACCCGACUAUCGCCUGCGUCCGAUCAUUCGGGUCUUCUUCAAACCCUUCGUCUACUCGUGCCCGCCCAGCUUCUAUGACUCGGUGCUGGUGCCGCUGUUCGCCCACCUCACCCCGUUGAUGUGCGAGCGUCUGACGCGCCGUUGGCUCUACAUCUCGGCGUUGUACGAGUCCGGGCAGCUGAACGGAGAUGCCACCGACACCCAGGAGGUGCUCGAGGAUCAGCUGAAUCGCACCCUGACGCGUGAGUAUCUCGAUGUGCUGAAGAUCGCGCUGGUCGGAGGUCAAAUUGGCGCUGAUCACGUGAGCGCCGCCGGCGGUGCCAAUGUGGUGGCCAUGGAGAACGAGGAGCAUUCGAUGGACAGUGCACCGCAGACGCGUGCCUCACAGACGGCUCUGCUCUCGGACAUCAUCUCGGAUCUGGGCAGCAAGCUGCUGCGCCACGGACACAUCAGUAACUACAUACUGAUGACGCUGCUGAAGGCGAUCGCGUGGAACGAUGGAAUGUGCAGCAUGAAGGCGGUGAACAUUGCGGCGCCGGUGAUGCGAUUCCUCGCCGGGGAGCAGCUGAUGGACGAGAACAAGGCGGUGAGCGCAUUCACCGCAGUCCUGCAGGGGAUGCAGGUGCAUGGCCAGCACGAGGCAAAUCAAUCGGGACUGAUCACGCUGGGCGUGCAGUUCUACGAGCUGCUGCGUCCCAAGUUCCCCAUCCUGAGCGAGGUGCUCCAGCACAUUCCCAGCGUCAACGCGGCGGACGUGCAGAAGUUCGACGAGAAGAUCUCGGUGGCGCCGGUCAAGGGCAACAAGGUGGAUCGGGCCAAGAAGGACAUAUUCAAGAAGCUAACCGCACAGCUGGUGGGACGCAGUGUGAAUCAAUUGUUUCGCCACGAAGUGCAGAUUGCAAAUUUACCGCCAAUGCCGAAGCCAGCCGCAGCCGGUGGAGGAGCUGGCUCAAAGGACAUCAUGGACAGCAAUCAGAACUCGCAUCUGGGCAAGCUCUUUGGCAGCGAGAAGUGACAUCGUCGAGGAGGCGGCGACAGAGGCGGAGCAGCGAUCACGACUGAAGUUAAAUUAAUUGUUACACUAGUUAAACAUGUUGCGACAUGUGAUUGAGCGAGUGUGAAAGACAGCACACGCGACCGAGCGAGCGAGAGAGAGAGAGGCAGCUAUACACACACGAUAGAGAGAGAUAGAAAGGAAGAGGUUUCUAAAGGUAGCUUUAAUAUUCAUUGCGCAGUUCCUUCAACAGUUUUAGGAUCUACUUUCCACACACCCUUCUCUCUCUCCCCUCUUUAAAACUGUCUUUUGAUCCUCCUCAUUGUUAUUUAUUGAUUCACACACACACACUCACAAUUUCGUUGCGUAUUUUUUGGUUUUUUGCACAAAAUUUAAAAUUCAGAAACCAAGGGAAAAGAAACACCGAAGCAAAUCCAAGAUUUAAAUCGAAUCAGUUAUACAUAUACGAUUAUUAUUAUAAUAAUAUUGUGCCGGAAAGGGAAAGAGAAGCGUAGAGAGGGAAAGAGAAAACCGUUAUUUUAGCAUAUGAAUAUGAAUGAAUAUGAAAAUAUCUAUUCAACUCUUUUAUUUUAUUUUUUUUUUUGUUGUGUAUAUUGCAUGAGAGAAAAGUUAAGAGAUGUGGAACUACUCCCUAUAUGAUAAUAUUGUAUAUUGUAUUUAUAUAUAUAUAUAUAAAGUGCAUAUAUAUCGUCGAUAUAUGGAUUUUGAAGCAACUUUGAAAUGACGCUUAGAGUUUACAAAUUAAGAAACUAGAGGCAGGACAGUUAUUAUUAUAUAAUAAAUGCAUCUUGUAUAAAUGGACACAAACACACACACACACACACACACACACAGAUUAAAAUCGGGAUAGAAUUGCGGAAUAUAUUUACAAUAUUCUUCACAACAUGGAAAUAAUAAACAAAAAGAAAACAAAUUGAAAGAAGAAAUCACAAAACAAAGUUGAACACAAAAGUGCCGAAAAGAAAAAAGUACAUUACAUUUUUAUUUAUUUAAGAUGCUAAUUAAUGGGCUACAUUUUAAUAUAUACGAAAUAACAUAAUUUAUAUAUAGUAUAGUAAUAUAUAUAAUUAUAUGUAUAUCAAGAGAAGAGAAGAGAAGAAAACAGAAUGAGCCAUUUAAAACGUGAUUAGCGAGACAAUUUGUUAAAUGCCGAAGAAGAAUCGCUUCAAAACCGAAAAACAAGAAAAUGUUUCUCAACGCACAACAAAACAUUAAUUUGAAUUAAGAUCGUAAGCAUUAUUAUUAGAUAUCGUCGUUAGCUGUAAGCGCCAAUUAAUUACAUUUUUUAUACUCGUACAUUUGUAAUAUUUCCUACUCGAAGAAAACCACGUUCACUUUUAGCAAUAAUCGCAAAUGAAAAAUAAAUUAUAGAUGUACUAUGUAUAUACUAUAUAUGUUAUUACAACUCUCUCUAGUUCCCAUUCAAUCGAUUGUCGCACAGAUUGCUCCAGUCCGGAACGUGCUCAUGCCGCAGAUACGCCUCCUUCGAUAGCGAUCGCGACUGGAUGAGAUCGGUGGCACCGCAGAGAGCGCCGCCCAGCCAGGCUGUGAAGUUCUGCUUGCCGAUGCUGUGGUAGAACUUGAACUGCAGCUCGCCGUGAAAGCGCUCCGCAUAAUACUUGUCGCUGGCCAGCAGCAGCUGCAGCUCAGACUUGAGCCGGGCCAACAGACCUUGGACCAUGCUGCCGCCGCCAAUCACAAAGAUGCUCUCGAUCAGCGCUCGGCGGACGUCGCGAUUGCAGUCGAGGAUCGCACGCAGCACCAGAUGCGGCAAACUGUCACGUUCAUUGCUCUGCUCGAAGAGCAGCUCGUAAACGCUCUCGCGCAGCGUUCCCGGUAUCUGAAUCACAGCGUCGUCGUCACAGAUGGCAUAAGCGACGCUGGGCGGCGGCUCGAGGGGUUCCUUGGCCUGCGCACGCUCCAGGCUCGUUACGAAGCAGGUGCGUAUCUUGAUGUCCUCCAGCACCGGCUCGGUGAGCAACGCCUCCUUGACGCCCGUUGCCAGCAGCUGUCGCUUGAUUUCCGCAUGCACUGCGCGACUGCCAAAGCUGUGAUCCUUGAAGGCGGACAUGAUUUGCACCCCGCUGAACACGGGCAUCACUGUCGUCUCGCUGUAGCCAAUGUCCACGACGAGUCCCGUGUUCACCGCCAGCGUUGAGAGCGCUGUGAGAUGCGACGGCACGAAGAGCACCGAGGAGACAUCGAAGUGCAUGAAUAAGGCGCGAGCCAACGUCUCGCGUAUCACAGUCUGGCCAAAGAUGUUCUCCACCAGUACGAACUUGCGCUCCUUGGGACUGACGAGCAGAUGUCUGAA
Messenger RNA from Drosophila sulfurigaster albostrigata, 6561 nucleotides. It is a transcript of the gene Ranbp21, whose product is annotated as exportin-5. The record is from RefSeq and is a predicted model, not a curated record. Gene Ontology annotation, cellular component: cytoplasm; nucleus; RNA nuclear export complex. NCBI's taxonomy places the organism in Eukaryota, Metazoa, Arthropoda, Insecta, Diptera, Drosophilidae. Gene Ontology annotation, biological process: RNA export from nucleus; protein export from nucleus. The coding region runs from base 540 to 4247 and encodes 1235 amino acids. Gene Ontology annotation, molecular function: nuclear export signal receptor activity; RNA binding; small GTPase binding. The transcript is spliced from 2 exons.